Molecule: messenger RNA, 3623 nt
Organism: Ornithorhynchus anatinus (platypus)
Lineage: Eukaryota; Metazoa; Chordata; Mammalia; Monotremata; Ornithorhynchidae
Gene: ZNF335
Product: zinc finger protein 335
Exons: 27
Coding region: 126-3554 (1142 amino acids)
Biological process (GO): regulation of gene expression; brain development; positive regulation of neurogenesis
Cellular component (GO): nucleus
Molecular function (GO): RNA polymerase II cis-regulatory region sequence-specific DNA binding
Source: RefSeq, a predicted model, not a curated record
UGGAGAUUGCUGGGGCCCGGGCGUCGGGCCCUGGGUUCGAAUGCCGCCCCUCGCCUGCUGUGUGACCUUGGGCCGGUCAUUGGUCUGGAAAACGGGGCGCGCUGCCCGCCCCGCUGCGGCCAGGGAUGGACCCUCAACGGAUCGCGCCUUCCCAGCGCUUAGCACAGCGUUCUGCACCCCGGAAGCGCUCAGACGGUGAAGGCGUCGGAGGGCGAGGCCGGGGGCUCCCCGGGCGGGCGGCCAUGGAGGACGACGAGGUGCAGAGCGGCAGCGACGCGGCCCGGCGGCCCGAGGGCGAGGAGGAGCCGUCGGAGAGCGGGCUGGGCGCGGGCACCUCCGAGGCCGCGUCCGCCGACGGCGGCGGCGCCGCCCCCCGGCCCGGAUGCCGCUCCCCGGAGGAGGCGUCCGCGAGCGGCCCCGGCCCGGACGCCGCCCGGCGGGGCUACCUGCCCGACUCCUCCCCCGUGGGCCCGGCCGCCCUCGCGUCCGACUCCGCCGCCUCCGACCUCGGCGCCGCCAUCGACAGGAUCAUCGAGUCCACCAUCGGGCCCGACCUCAUCCAGAGCUGCAUCGCGGUGACCGGCGCCGAGGCGGAGACCACCCGGUACCUGAUCCUCCAGGGGCCGGACGACGGCGCCCCCGCGGGGUCCGGGCCGCCCGAGGCCCCCGCCGACGGGCCGACGUCCACCUCCGCCUGCCCGGGCCCCGAGGAGCCGGACCUGCAGAGCCUGGAGGCCAUGAUGGAGGUGGUGGUCGUCCGCCAGUUCAAAUGCAAGCUGUGUCGCUUCUGCAGCACCAGCAAGCCGCCCCUCCUCAGGCACAUGCGCCAGAGGCACUUCCGGCCGGCGACGGGGCAGAGGAGCGGGGGGCCUCGCAAGCGGGGGGCCGCGCCCCGGGAGGAGGACGAGGAGGAGGAGGAGGAGGAGGACGAUGACAUCGUGGACGCCGGGGCCAUCGACGACCCCGAGGAGGACAGCGACUACAACCCGGCCGAGGACGAGGAGGCCCGGAGCCGGCCCCCGGCCGCCCCCGCCGGGGAGGACGCGGCGGGGGCCCGGCCCGGGGACGCGGCGGGGCCCCGCGACGACCCCCCGGCCCCCGCCACCCCCCGCCGCCGCGGACGCCCCUCCAGCCGCCUCCUCGGCAAGAAGUACCGCAAGUACCCGGGACGCAGGUGCUGCUUCAAGCCGCCCAAGCCGCCGCUGAGACCCCACCUCUGUCGCGUGUGCGGAUCGCGCUUCCUGUCCGCCGAAGACCUGCUCUUCCACGUCAACUCCCACGAGGGCGGGGACCCCAACCUCUUCAAGUGUCUCCAGUGCAACUACCGCUGUCGUCGCUGGUCUUCUCUCAAGGAGCACAUGUUCAACCACGCGGGGAGCAAGCCCUACAAGUGCGAGCACUGCGACUACUCCAGCGUCUACAGGAAGGACGUCAUCCGCCAUUCGGCCGUGCACAACCAGGACAGGAAGAAGAAGCCGGAGCCGGCCCCGAAGCUCAGCUCCUUCCCCUGCCCCGUGUGCGGCCGCGUCUACUCGAUGCAGAAGCGGCUGACGCAGCACAUGAAGUCCCACAGCCCCGACAAGCCGCACAUGUGCGACAAGUGCGGCAAGUCCUUCAAGAAGCGCUACACCUUCAAGAUGCACCUGCUCACCCACAUCCACGCCGUCGGCCACCGCAGGUUCAAGUGCGAGUUCUGCGAGUUCGUGUGCGAGGAGAAGAAGCAGCUGCUCAACCACCAGAUCGGCCACGUGAACGACAAGCCCUUCAAGUGCGGCUUCUGUCCCUACCGCACCUUCCGCGAGGACUUCCUGCUGGCCCACGUGGCCGUCAAGCACACAGGGGGCAAGCCCUUCGGCUGCGAGUUCUGCCACUUCAGCACGCGGCACAAGAAGAACCUGGGCCUGCACGUACGGUGCCGCCACCCGGGCAGCUACGAGGACUGGGCCCGGCGCCACCCCGAGGAGCCGCCCGCCGCCCGCCGCCCGCGCCGCCCCGUCUUCUCCCCGCAGCAGAUCGAGGAGCUGAGGCGGCGGCACGGCCGGGCCUCGGCCGCCCCCGCCGCCCCGGCCCCGCCGGAGACCGGGCCGGUCCCGCGGCCCCCCGAGGACCCCCCCCCGCGCCCGGACGUCCCGGGGGCGGAAGGCGCCGCCGUCAUCUACCGGCAGGGAGCCGGGGAGGCGGCGGCGGCCACGCGGACGGCCCUGGACCUGCUGCUGAACAUCGGCGCCCGGCCGGAGGCCGGGGGCGCCGCGCUGCAGGUGGCGGUGGUGAAGGCGGCCGGCGGGGACGACCCCCCGGCCCCCGCCCGCCUGCUGACCCCGCGUCCGGCGGGGCCCGGCGCCGGGCGGGCGGAGGGCGGGCCGGACCCGCGGCCGACGGCCCUCGCCGCCGCGGCCCUGCCCGGCGGCGGGUACGGCGUCCCGGCCGCCCCGCCGCCGGCCGACGACGGGACCCCGUACAGCGCGGAGCCCCCGGCGGAGGCGGCCCCGGCCGACGCUCCCGGAAGCUCGGAGGCGGACGGCGCCCGUCUGCGGCACCCGGAGCCGGGCGCCGAGCCGGCGUCCUCGGCCGCCGCGCCCGCCGCCCCCUCACCCCCGUCCUCGGCCAAGAAGUUCUCGUGCCGGAUCUGCACGGAGGGCUUCUCCAGCCGCGCCGAGAUGGAGAGCCACAAGCGGGCCCACGCCGGGCCCGGCUCCUUCAAGUGCCCCGACUGCCCCUUCGCCGCCCGCCUGUGGCCCGAAGUCCGGGCCCACCUGAGGCAGCACGCCAGCCUCCGACCCCACCAGUGCGGCCAGUGCAGCUUCGCCUCCAAGAACAAGAAGGACCUGCGGCGCCACGUCCUCACCCACACCAACGAGAAGCCCUUCUCCUGCCACCUGUGCGGGCAGCGCUUCAACCGGAACGGCCACCUCAAGUUCCACAUCCAGCGGCUGCACGGCCCGGAAGGGAAGAGCCGGGAGCCCCCCGGGCCCGCCGGACCCCCGACCCGGACCAUCAUCCUCAACGGGGACGAGGACGCCCUGGCCACCCUGCAGAGCGCCCUGCAGGCCGGCCAGGCGGUGCUCACCCCCGAGAGGCUCCAGCAGGCCCUGGGCCAGGACCACAUCAUCGUGGCCCAGGAGCAGGCGGUGACCGACCAGGAGGAGACGGCCUACAUCCAGGAGAUCACCACGGCCGACGGCCAGACGGUCCAGCAGCUCGUGACCGCCGAUAACCAGGUGCAGUAUAUCAUCUCCCAGGAGGGCAUGCACCUGUUACCCCAGGAGUACGUCGUGGUACCCCAGGGACACCACAUCGAGGUGCAGGAGGGCCAGAUCGCCCACAUCCAGUACGAGCCGGCGGUGCCGUUCCUGCCGGAGCCGCAGAUCCAGUACGUGCCCGUGGCGCCCGGGCAGAGGCUGGUCACUCAGGCCCAGCUGGAGUCGGCCGUCACGGCGGUGGCCGACGCCGCCCGGGAGCUGUUCGGCGCCGAGGAGGAGGAGGGGCCCGACCCGGUCCGCCGGCUGCAGCACCAGGGCGUGGAGUACGACGUCAUCGCCCUGACGGACGGCUGACCGGGGGGUCGGGGCCGCGGCGGGACCCCUCCGCUUGCCGUUUCGGGAAUAAAGGCGGAAGGCCGAGGA